GCAGGAACUUUAAAACUCGCCAACACGGCUAUAAGGUUGGCGGGAAGUGUUUGUUGCACCACACUGGCUCACUCACAGCUGACCUGUCUCCUGCUGCCCCUGUGACCCGGGCCCCUGCAAUGAUGGUGGGUGGUGAUGGUGGUCUGCCUGGGCGGUUGCCUGCCCUUAUGGGCAACCCACAUAAUAUUCGUAACUUGUGUAUUAUGGCGCAUGUUGACCAUGGGAAGACUUCACUAGCAGAUUCUCUUGUGGCCUCCAAUGGUCUGAUUGCUCAUCGCCAAGCAGGGAAGAUCAGAUACAUGGAUAGUCGCAAGGAUGAGAUGGAGCGAGGGAUCACCAUGAAGAGCUCUUGUGUGUCACUGGCGUACAGUAGACCAGACGGUGAAUACAUUAUCAACCUAAUUGAUUCACCGGGACACGUGGAUUUUUCGUCAGAGGUUUCAACGGCUGUUCGUCUCUGUGAUGGUACAAUUAUUGUUGUGGACGUUGUUGAGGGAGUCUGCGCUCAGACUAAGGUAGUGCUACAGCAGGCAUGGGUAGAGAACAUUAGGCCAGUACUCGUCCUCAACAAAAUAGACAGAUUAAUACUCGAGACCAAGUUGAGUCCUAUCGACUGCUACUAUCAUAUUGCCCAGAUUCUGGAACAGGUCAAUGCCUACAUGGGUGAACAAUACAACACAGCUGUCCUGGGUAAAACUUCUGAAGAAGUACAGAGGCGUCAACAAGCUGAGCGAGAGAGAAAGUUGAUAAUAGAGAGAGAGAGGAAAGUGUCUGAGUGCGAGACACCUGAGGCUCAACUCAUGUUUGCAGACUGGGGAAUUGAAACAGUGGACGACUCUGACCUUUACUUCUCACCAGAACGUGGCAAUGUUGUCUUUGCAAGUGCUUAUGAUGGUUGGGGUUUUAGCAUUCAUCACUUUGCUGAUCUGUAUUCAGCCAAGUUGGGGAUGAACAAGGCUGUGUUGAACAAGACCUUAUGGGGGGACAACUACAUAGCAACUAAGGGAGGACAAAAGAGAAUUAUGUCGGGUGCGAGAGAUAAGCGCAAGAACCCUCUCUUUGUCACCCUCAUCCUGGAAAAUCUUUACAAGGUCUAUGAUAAUGUUAUGGUGAGGAAGGAUAAAGGUGAGACCGAGAAACUGGCAGAGGCGUUGGGAGUAAAGAUGCCGAUGAGUGUGUUAAAAUCAACCGAUAUGCGAUUAAAGCUGAAUUUCCUGUGUAGUGGUUGGCUUCCUUUGGCUACAGCUGUUCUGGAGAUGGUGGUCGAGCAUUUACCCAGUGCAGCGAACAUGUCAGAGGACCGUGCGACAAAGCUCAUGUGCUCGGCAACUCAGAGGUUUGACUCGCUUCCACCAGAAACACAGAAGCUUAAAGAAUCUUUUGUUAGAUGUAGCAGUGAUGAAAAUGAGCCACUUAUUGUUUACGUGUCAAAGAUGUUUGGCGUGCAGAGACAGCAACUCCCAAAGGAGAGAUCAUCAGGAAACAAAAUAAUAAUUCGAGGCAAGAGCCAGGGUAUCUUGUCUGAUGAAGAAAUAGCAACUCGCAGAGAGGAAUUACGUCGCAGGAAAGAAGCAGCUGCUGCAACCGUAAAUACAGAUUCUGGUCAAGAGAGAGCAAUGUCUUCAGAAGAAAUUGAUGAGUUAAAGAAACAACAGGAAGAAAUUAUACUGUAUAAGCAGAAAACUGAGGAAGAGAAAAAAAAGUUGAUGGAAGAGGAGGUGUUUGUUGCCUUUGCCCGUGUCUUCAGCGGAACUCUCAAGGCUGGGCAAAAGGUGUAUGUGUUAGGACCAAAACAUGAUCCAAGCUUGGCAUUAAAUCUGAUGACUCUCGGUGAUGAACAGGAAGAAGAAAGCUUGAAGGGUCACAAGCACAUUCAUGUUUGCCAGAUAUCUGAAAUUUACUUGUUGCUGGGCCGUGAGUUUGAGCGUUUAGAGUGUGCUGCUGCUGGCUCCGUGGUGGGUAUUACUGGACUGGAGGGCUGCAUCAUAAAGAGUGCCACACUUUCCUCCACACUAGCCAUGCCACCCUUCACAGAGCUUACCCUGAGUGCCACACCUAUUUUAAGAGUUGCAGUCGAGCCACAUGACCCGAGAGAUCUGCCUAAGCUGCGUGCUGGUUUGAAGCUGUUGAACCAAGCUGACCCAUGUGUUCAGGUUGCAUUACAAAAGAGUGGAGAAUACGUCAUACUCACUGCAGGGGAGGUACACUUACAACGCUGCGUGGAUGAUCUGCAGGAACGGUACGCUGGUGUCCCUGUACGAAUCUCCGACCCUAUUGUGCCAUUCAGAGAGACCAUCAUUUCUCAACCUACAGUUGACAGACUUAAUGAGGCCAUUGAAGGAGAAAACAUCAAUUUCAAGAAGGUGGAUAAUUCUGAUCCUUUGGGUGUGGUAGAAAUAAGUGGCCAUUUCGGAAAACUACGCUGCAGAGCUGUGCCUCUGCCUGAUGCUGUUACAAAACUGUUGGAACAGAAUGAGAAACUGUUGAAAUUGGUUUCCAAAGCUGGCGCCAUUGUUACUGAUGCAACAAAUGCACAAGAUGGUUCGGGCAGGGAGGUGUAUGAUGAUAGUUCCCUCAAAGAUGAUGAUGAGCAAGACACUUCACUACAUAAGGAUGCCUUAAGUAAAGCUCUGGAAAAUCGACAGAAGUUGAAUAGAGAAACUUUUCAAGCAAUAACAGAAUUUAAAAUGUGUCUAGAUAAGGCAUUCAAAAGUGCUGGUGAUGAGUGGCAAAAUGCAGUAAAUGAAAUAUGGAAUUUUGGUCCACAUGGGUGUGGGGCAAACAUUUUACUAAACCAUAUCCCAGCAUAUCCCCGACCUUCAAUCUGGGAAAAGGCUACUUUGGUCGACUGUCCUUUGGCUGCUUACGACACUAAUUUUGUUACAGGAUUUCAAAUAGCCACUGCUGCUGGUCCAUUGUGUGAGGAACCAAUGAUGGGAGUGUGUUUCAUUAUAGAAGACUGGAAAUUGGCACCAACAAAUACAUCUAUAAAUGGAGUGGAUGAACUACAGACAUUUGGCAUGUCAUCUGGACAUAUUAUUUCCCUUUCUAAAGACACGUUAAGAAAAGCAUUUGAGCAGCAGUGUCAAAGGCUGGUUUGUGCCAUGUACUCAUGUGUGAUCAGUGUCACUUCAGAAGUAGUAGGAAAGAUGUAUAGUGUAAUUGGCAAGAGACAGGGGCAAAUUGUUGAUGGUGACAUAACAGAGGGUUCUACGUCUUGGAAUAUCACUGCAUAUCUUCCUGUCAUUGAAAGUAUGAAUUUCGCCAAUGAGUUACGGAAAUCGACUUCAGGGGAAGCAAUGCCUCAACUUGUGUUCUCUCACUGGGAGAUAUUGAAUAUUGAUCCAUUUUGGGAGCCACAAACCACUGAAGAAGUGAUGCACUGGGGAGAAAAGUCUGAUAGUGAAAACGUUGCCAGGAAGUACAUCAAUGCUGUGAGGAAGAGGAAAGGACUUGCUAUCGAUGAAAAAAUUGUUGAAUUUGCCGAAAAGCAACGGACAUUAUCUAAAAAUAAAUAGGAAUUGAAUAAUCUAAUAUUGCUUAUAUUGUUUUAAUGCAUUACUUAAUUUAUGUGCAGGUACUGUAUCCCCAAUAAACAAGAAAAGUUG
Homarus americanus (American lobster) is the source of this 3608-nucleotide messenger RNA. Its product is annotated as elongation factor-like GTPase 1. Gene Ontology annotation, biological process: cytosolic ribosome assembly. The coding region runs from base 120 to 3518 and encodes 1132 amino acids. Gene Ontology annotation, cellular component: ribonucleoprotein complex; cytosol. Gene Ontology annotation, molecular function: GTP binding; GTPase activity; ribosome binding. The transcript is spliced from 11 exons. The record is from RefSeq and is a predicted model, not a curated record. Lineage: Eukaryota; Metazoa; Arthropoda; Malacostraca; Decapoda; Nephropidae.